GGAGAGAAUGUUGAGUUUAAUCAAUUCAGAACGUCGAGAUGGAGCUCAACUCACUCAUGUGGGUAGGCUCUCCUUGUGGUUUGCACGGACCGUACAUUUUCUACAAGGCAUUUAGAUUUAACCUUGAAGGCAAACCAAGAAUUUUGUCCCUUGGCGACUUUUUCUUCGUAAGAUGUAAGCCAGAGGACCCGAUUUGCAUAGCAGAGCUCCAGCUGUUAUGGGAAGAAAGAACAACUAAGCAACUUUUAUCCAGCUCCAAACUUUAUUUUCUCCCAGAAGAUACUCCCCAGGGAAGAACUGUCAGUCACGGAGAGGAUGAGGUGAUCGCAGUGUCCGAGAAGGUCAUCGUGAAGCUGGAGGACCUGGUGAAAUGGACGGUGUGGGACACGUCGUGCUGGACCAAGGGCCUGCGGGCCGUGCCCCUGAAGGCAUCCAUGCUGAAGGAGCUGAGCAGGACCGGGCAGAGGGAAACCCUGCACCGCUACCGCGAGUCGACCCUCAAUAGCGGCCUCAACUUCAAAGACGUCCUGCGGGAGAAGGCCGAACUAGGUGACGACCGGGAGGAGAGGAGAGUCCUGGUGCUGAGUUACCCGCAGUACUGCCGCUAUCGCUCCAUCGUGGCGCGGCUGCGUGAGCGCCCCGCCGCGCUCCUGACGGACCACGUGGUGCUGGCCCUGGGGGGCAUCGUUUCUCUCACCGGCAGCACACAGAUCCUCUACUGCAGGGACACGUUCGAGCACCCCACGCUACUAGAGAAUGAGAGCGUCUGCGACGAGUUCGCGCCCAACCUGAAGGGCCGGCCCCGGAAGAAGAAGCUGUCCAUCUCCCAGAGACGGGACUCCCAGGGCCAGGGUGGCUGCACCAAGGAGCCCAGCGGCAUGGAGCCCAAGGUGCCGACGAAGGCGAAAGCGGACACAAAGAUGGUGGUGGCCAAACCCAAGGGUAGCGGCGGGUGCAAGAAGGCGACUGCAGAGGACAAGGCCAAGGAUGAGGCUGGCGAGGAGUGCCGUGCCGAAGAGCAGGCCUUCCUCGUAGCGCUCUACAAGUACAUGAAGGAGAGGAAGACCCCCAUCGAGCGGAUACCCUACCUGGGCUUCAAGCAGAUAAACCUUUGGACUAUGUUUCAAGCUGCUCAGAAGCUGGGAGGAUACGAGUUGAUCACAGCACGCCGACAGUGGAAAAAUGUAUACGACGAGUUGGGUGGUAACCCGGGAAGCACCAGCGCAGCCACGUGCACGCGAAGACACUACGAGAGGCUAAUUCUGCCCUACGAAAGAUACACGAAAGGAGAGGAGGACAAACCACUACCCCCCAUCAAACCCCGAAAACAAGAGGCCGGCUCCCAGGAGGGAGGCACCAAGACAAAGGUCCCGGCCACGAAGCGCCCCAAAGAUGACCAAAAUCCGAAGGGCCGGAAUGAAAAGGAUGGCACAGCCAAAGUCUCUGAGCCGGGUGUGGAGGACGUAGAGGACAAGGAGCAGCCCCAGGAGGAAGGGCUGGCAAAGCAAGCGACACAGAGGCCCCAGCUUCCCGUGCAGCGGGAGGCCGAGGUGAGGAGUCCAGCCGCAGAAGACGGAGGCGAUGUCCCACUGGUCAUCAAGGAGGAGGAGGAGAAACCAGCACUCCAGAAAGCUUCCUGGGACGGUGGCCCACACGAACCAGUCCAUAGAAGCAAGCACGCAUCACUUCCGCAGGACGGCACGCCACUCAAAUCAGAGGACUCAGAGGUGUUUCCUGUCGCUGCCUCGAUGCCACUUCGCCACUCGAACCCCCGCCCUCACGCACAGGACCAAUGGCAGCAUGGGACGCCAGAGUACAAGGCACCUGCACAUACCCUGGGGAACACUGAACAAGCUGCCACAAACGACAGCCAGAACCACGUGGGAAUGGUGCUGCCCACUCCAAAGCAAAGACCCCCACAGCCCAUCUCUGUGCCAGAGGUCCCAACAGAAAGGGCUGAGCUCCCCACCAAAGAGGAGACUUUCAGCUAUCACCCACUGCUCUAUCCUCGGGGCAACCCUGGCAUCAUGUCUCCCCUAGCCAAGAAGAAGAUGCUGUCCCAGGUCAGUGGCACCAGCAUGCCUAGUAGUUUCCCCUACGGUCCUCCACCCCCAUUAGUCAACAAAAAGGUGUCAAGCAGAAGCACGGAGGAAACAGCUGCUGGGCAACUGGGCCCUGAGGUCCCUCCCACCGCAAACGAGGCGAAUGUGGUGAUCAAGCGUCCAUCCGUCAUCCAGCAUGCUCAGAGCUUCAAGCCUCGAGGCAGCGAGGACAAAAAGCCUUCUGUGGAGCCCACCCAGAGGGAGGUGGGUGGUGAGGGGGAGUCGUACCCUUCAGAACACCCCCAGAACCAGCCACUCCACCAGCCCCAGCCGAGCACCACAGCAGAGUCCUACAUGACGAGAGCCAACUCUCACUCCAGCAUGGAGAAGUCUGUACAGAUACCUCGUCCUGGGCAGGCACCUAGCUUCCUCAGUGACUUCUACUCCUCUCCACACCUGCACAGCCUCUAUAGACAGACUGAACACCAUCUGAGCAAGGAGCAGCUGAGCAAGUAUCUGAACAGAGAGACUUACCCACGGGACUGUGAGACCGCACAUGGUUUCUCCCAAAACCAGCACCCUGACAGCGGAAGCCUGACUUACUGCGCCCGUUUGAACCAGAAAGAAAAGGGCCCUCCCAUUGAAAGGGUGACAGAGGAGCAACCAACAGACCUGAGCCUCCCAAAACCCACUCCACACAAAUUGCCCCACUCCACCUCAUCUCUCUGUGGCCUCCAACAUUCCAUGAUGCAACAGGAUGUUAAAAGCACUCCUCUGUUCCAGGCUGGCAACAAUCAAAGCUCAACCCUGGACUACCACCCCAGAGCCUGCCGUGUCCCUCCAAUGACUGUUUCCACUCCCAAGAAGGUGGUGGAACCCCCAUCCAAAGCACACAAUGUCCGAGGAGAAGAGACAAUGAGCUUCAAGAUAGAGGAGAUGGCUCGGCCCAUCCUGAGCAGCAAAAGCAGCCCGCAGAACGUCGGCGCCGCACGGCCUCUGAAGAGGAGCCUGGAGGAGCUGGAAAACGGACACACGGAGAAGAAGAUCCGGGCCGUGACGCCCAUGCACUGCUCCACGCCGAGAGAUGUUGUGGUGAAGGUGCGGACCCCAGAGCCCGAUAACGAGUCGAUGAAGCCGGCAGAGCCGGCCCACGCCGUGCACAUCAACAGCUACGUGGCCGAGGGACACAAGUUCCCACUGCACUCGCCCAUCUUCCCAGGGCUGUAUCCCGGGGCUUUUGUAUCUCAGGUACAGGACAUGUGUGACAGCCUGAGCCCCCACGUCCCCCCUGGUUACUCUCAUCCACUGCAGUACUUGAAGAACCAGAGUGUCCUUUCGCCACUCAUGCCCCCCUUCGCCAUUCAUUCCAUAAUGAUGCAGAGACAGUUGCUGGCCCAGGCGGCCAAUCCAGCCCACCUGUACAGACACCCGAUGGGGACAUCGUAUGGGGACAUUCUCCACCAUGGCCUCUACCCCAUGUCAGCCCUUAACCCCCAAGCUCCUUUCAGCCCCCCUCAGCUCUCCUCGGUUCAUCCUAGCACCAAACUUUCCUAGACUGAGUAGCCAGACAUGCCGCUAGCUGGAGAGGCUUAGCAGACACUCCAGACUCACACCCAAAUGGUCCCUCUUCCCAGGAAGCAUGACCAUGCUGUCUACCACACGGCUAGCAUUGUUCUCUAGACACUUUGAAAAGAAGUCUGUUUCUGUUUUUUUGUCUCUUCUUUUGCCACUUAAUUUUAGGAUUUGCACAUUUCUUUGAACAUGGUCCAUCUGAUUGUGUCUUGUUCCCAACACGUUGUUUGCAGUUGUCUGUUGUCUGGUUUCUCUAAGUGUUGCCUUGGCAUGAGCACUGAAGUUAGUGAAGGGUAUUAUGUCCCGAUGGAGGAGAAGCAGCUCUCACUGAACUUCCAGGGUGCUCAAAGGAUAUAAACAAGGCGGGUGACAAAUCAAAUCAAUGCAAUCGUAGCAAUGCUAUUUCAAUCAAUCUGCAGAACUCCGGUUUGAAACACUAUCAGAACAUAAUGCAGGAGUGCUGCCUGGUGAACUGUUGUACUUUUUACAUAUUAAUCCUUACUGUGCAUCUUUUUUAUGUAUCAGUGUGGUAGUAUAGUGUGUUCAUAUUUCAAGCCUGCAAGGGUUAAACUAGUAACAUCUGAAAUUUUGUUUCAUCCACAAGAAUCACAAGAGAUCAGAACAUUGCAGUUUGUUGUGUUACACAGUUACAUGUAAAUAAAACUAACUAAGCUUUCCUUGAAAGAAUCUUAAACUUUGACGAUAAAAUGUGAGUUAGGUUUCACACGCUUUUCUGACCACCAUCCACUGACAUCCCCUUCGGUUCCUCUCAGUCAGUGAAGCUCCUCCUGUUUGCCAGGGCAAUGUGGAAUGUGUUUGUCAAAUGUAGGGCUGAGGUGUUUGUACAUAACCUUAGCUAACUGAAAACACUUUGUGUCAUAUUCACUGGCUACUGUAAUUUCUGGCUGCGCUGAACCGUGAGUUCCAGUACGGGAUUGGAAGGCUUUGCUUGUGACGGGAUGAAUUUCCACAUCCGGGACUACUCUCUCAUGUCAGAAAGUGGCUUUUGUCUUUACAGGCAUACCCUUGUGAUCACAGUUUACUCAGAGGAAUUCCUUUCAGGAGAUUUACCCAAGUUUAAGACCAGGGAUGCAGGGAUGGUGUGGAGGGGAAUUUUAGAAGCACUUAGUGAAGCACACACAUAAGACCCCUGCUGACUGUUUCUUCUGAAAGUUGUAUAGCAGUGGUUGUCCAAAGUUGUUUAAAAUAUGUUUGGAAAAAAAAACUGUAUUGGCAGUGGUCCGUUCAUAACAAUUCUGUGUUAAAUGAUGUGUAACACAAGAAAAUAGUUAUCAGUAGAAAAAAAUAUAUAAUUUCUUUGCACAAAGGAUUUUGGAAAAGUACCAACAUAAUUUGAAAGUGACACAAUCUUCCUAGGGGUAAUCAAUUUUUUGUAUGUAUUAGUAGGAGAAAUUAAACUUAAAAUUUCAAGAAAUGUAUUUGCUCCAACAGUGUUUGGAGUAGCACUCAAGGUUGCUAUGUAACAUUUUUAAUAAGAAAUAAACGUUUUUAUAACUUAAGAAAGUCUAUCCUUUAUCCAGUCCUGCUGUGUGUUGGCUGUAGGGAUGGGCGAACUAAAUAUUUUCCAUUAUCAAGAUGAUAACAAUAUGACAUCAAAAUAUGACAAAAAAAAUUAUCUUUUAUAUGCUCUUAAAAACUAAUAACUCGUAAUAAAUCUUAACUUUCAAAGUUAAAACAUGAACGUGAGCAAAUUGCAGUAGGAAAUCUUGUUUUAUUGCAUUUUGUUGUGCAAAUGGAUGUUUACACUUGAGGUAUCUGUGCAAGCAUGGAACAAAAGUAGAGGUAUUUAAUCAGAUGUUUUAAAUAAACUCAAGAAC
Electrophorus electricus (electric eel) is the source of this 5452-nucleotide messenger RNA. RefSeq names its product AT-rich interaction domain 5B (gene arid5b). NCBI's taxonomy places the organism in Eukaryota, Metazoa, Chordata, Actinopteri, Gymnotiformes, Gymnotidae. Gene Ontology annotation, cellular component: nucleus. The record is from RefSeq and is a predicted model, not a curated record. Gene Ontology annotation, molecular function: transcription cis-regulatory region binding. Gene Ontology annotation, biological process: regulation of transcription by RNA polymerase II.